This is a messenger RNA of Annulohypoxylon maeteangense, 1163 nucleotides long. RefSeq lists its product as uncharacterized. The transcript has 2 exons. Bases 355 to 924 code for a protein of 189 amino acids. NCBI's taxonomy places the organism in Eukaryota, Fungi, Ascomycota, Sordariomycetes, Xylariales, Hypoxylaceae. The record is from RefSeq and is a predicted model, not a curated record.
AACACUUUAAUUCAGCGGCACAGCUGGAUCACAGCCAGUCACAAGACCGUAAAUUUCCAGCUUACAGAGCUCGGUAUCCAUAAGGCAAGGUUAUAGCUGAAGGAAGUGGCUGUCCCGUCCUGUCCUAUUCCUUAAUUCUACUCCAUAGGCACGAUGCGCCAACAUUCAAGGUUGCAUUUGCAAUGGAUCUGUGUAUUAGGUAUCAUGUCUCUUCUAGUAUUUAUAAGUCAGAUUCACCCAUCGACUUUUCACCAUAAGCUUCCUUCAGCCCUACCACACACACUUACCUUGAGCCGCUCCCGUGUCACUUAAAACUUCAUCUUCAACAAGAUACAUCCACGCACCAAUAUCAAAAUGGUCUCUCAAAACGUCGUCGCUCUCCUAGGCCUCGCCUCUACCGCAGCGGCAACCUACAGGCCCCAAGCCCUCGGCAGCCUAAACAACCUGCGUGCGGAGCGCAUCGUCAUCGAGGUGCGCGAGGCGCAAACCAGCAGCCCCAGCAACGCCCUCAGCAGCGCGUGCGCGUCGUCGGCCGAUGCCCUAAUCACAGACGUGCCGAUCCCGCCCUCCAGCCUGGAGUCAUACUUCGCGUCGUUCGCGCGGACGGCCAACUUCUCCGACGACGUCAGCUACCUGUGCUCCAUCACCGCCUCCGUCCCUGCUUCCUUGACCGCUGCGUACAGCUCCUACGACCAGCAGGCUAGCAGCUGGUUCGUCAAACACAGCAGCGAUCUCACGGCCAUCGUGUCCCAGUGCGGCACCCAGGAAGACGUCAAUUCCAUCGCCCAGGUCGUCACCGCGCUCGAUAUAUACCUUGCUAGCGGCUGCGGCACUAGGUCCACGGGUCUGGCUGCGCGGCCGACUGGGGCGAUUGCUGGUGCUGUUGCUGCGGCGGGUGUUUUGGGCGCUGCGGUGGUGUUGUAGGUGGUGGAAGGUGGGACGGGAAUGGGAACGGGAAGGAGAUGUUAAGCGGGAUAUGGAUGGGGGAGCGGGAGGUUUAAUUGGCAUUGAGUUAGGGUUGGAAAACUUAAAAUAUUUAUCAUAUAUAGCACCUACCUAUUCUCGAUUUUUUAGUAAAAAUACCCAAUUGAUUUAUUUCUCCCAGUUUACUUACCACCUUUCAAAUGUUAUAGGCGCUUGCUCAAUUUAAAUGGUGAUUUUCA